Messenger RNA from Populus trichocarpa (black cottonwood), 918 nucleotides. RefSeq lists its product as uncharacterized. The record is from RefSeq and is a predicted model, not a curated record. Gene Ontology annotation, biological process: DNA integration. Gene Ontology annotation, molecular function: nucleic acid binding. The transcript has 3 exons. Lineage: Eukaryota; Viridiplantae; Streptophyta; Magnoliopsida; Malpighiales; Salicaceae. The coding region runs from base 1 to 918 and encodes 305 amino acids.
AUGGGAAAGGCCUACCAGCGUGACAGAAAUCCGGAGUUCUUAGGUCUUGUUGGGUAUUAUAGGAGGUUUAUUAAGGUGUUCUCCAUCAUAGCAUCACCUCUGACUAAGCUGACCCACAAGGAAGUCAAGUUUGUUUGGUCGGAAGAGUGUGAAGCGAGCUUUCAAGAACCGAAGGAGAGACUCACUUCUGCUCCUGCGCUGGCCCUUCCAUCAGGGACAGAAGGGUUUGUGGCUAAUGUAGUAGCCGAUGCAUUGAUUAGGAAGGGAAAAAUAGUGAUGAAUGAUAUUGAGAUUAAGGAACAGGGAAGUAUAGUGGAAUUAAAGAAAUUGGGCUUGCAGCUAAAUGUAGGGCCUGAGGGAUCACUAUUAGCUCAGUUAAAGAUCCAAUUUGUGCCUCGAUACAAGGUCUUGGUGGCUCAACAGGUAGGGAAAAAAAAGGUAAAGGAUAUCAAGGAGAGUGUAAACCAGGGUAUAGAGAAAGCAUUCCAAAUGUUAUCUGGUGGGCUAAUAGCUAUGGGUAGGCGAAUUUAUUUGCCUGAUCAUAAGACUUUGAAGGAAGAAGUAUUGAGAGAAACUCAUGAAUCCCGAUUUGCUACUCAUCCUGGAAGUAUGAAGAUAAUGGAAAUGGGAGGAUAUUUCUAUGAUUUUGUGAUGGGAUUACCUAGGGGAAGGAAGGGGAAUGAUGCCAUAUGGGUGGUUGUAGAUCGACUGACAAAAUCUGUUUUGUUUUUUCCUAUGAAAAUGACUGAUUUGGUCGAUAAGCUAACAAAAUUAUAUGUAAAUGAAGUAAUCAAACUUUAUGGAGUGCCAGUGUUGAUUAUAUCGAAUCGGGAUCCAAGGUUCACGUCGAGAUUAUGGCCUAGCUUACAACGAACAUUGGGGACAAAGUUGAAUGUAAGCACAACAUUUCAUCCUUAG